Numida meleagris (helmeted guineafowl) is the source of this 2580-nucleotide messenger RNA. RefSeq names its product RNA binding motif protein 46 (gene RBM46). The transcript is spliced from 6 exons. Gene Ontology annotation, molecular function: mRNA binding. The record is from RefSeq and is a predicted model, not a curated record. Gene Ontology annotation, cellular component: nucleus. The coding region runs from base 131 to 1546 and encodes 471 amino acids. NCBI's taxonomy places the organism in Eukaryota, Metazoa, Chordata, Aves, Galliformes, Numididae.
CUACCUCCCGUCAGUUAUACCUGUCGCCCAGCUCGGCCGGGCCGCGGGUUUGGGCUGGGCUGCGUCGUCCUGCGCGUAGCGGCGGUGCCGGGAGAAAGUGUCCUGAGAGGUGGGGCGAGCUAUUGCAGAUAUGAGUGAGGAGACUUCAGCUGCAACAAGUGAAUCUGACAAAAUGAGAGGUGGUAAUCAGAAGGCUGCUGCCUUACUGGCCCUACUAGACAAGACUGGAUACAACAUGAUUCAAGAAAAUGGGCAGAGAAAAUUUGGUGGGCCUCCACCAGGUUGGGAAGGUCCUCCACCACCUCGUGGAUGUGAAGUUUUUGUGGGUAAGAUCCCUCGUAACAUCUAUGAAGAUGAACUAGUCCCUCUUUUCGAGAGAGCUGGGAAGAUCUAUGAGCUCAGGCUGAUGAUGGAAUUCAGUGGUGAGAAUCGAGGCUUUGCUUUUGUAAUGUACACUACUAAAGAGGAUGCCCAGCUAGCCAUCAAGAUUCUUAAUAAUUAUGAAAUUCGUCCAGGGAGAUUUAUUGGUGUCUGCAUAAGCUUGGACAACUGCAGACUAUUUAUUGGAGCAAUUCCAAGAGAAAAGAAGAAAGAAGAAAUAAUAAAAGAAAUGAAAAGAAUUACAGAAGGAGUGGUGGAUGUCAUUGUUUGUCCAGAUGCCACUGACAGAACUAAAAAUCGUGGAUUUGCUUUCGUAGAAUAUGAGUCUCACAGAGCAGCUGCAAUGGCUAGAAGGCGGCUACUCCCAGGAACCUUCCAGCUCUGGGGUCGUACGGUUCAAGUAGAUUGGGCAUGCCCAGAGAAAGAAGUUGAUGCAGAAACAAUGCGAAGAGUUAAAGUACUUUAUGUAAGAAACUUAAUGAUUUCUACUACAGAGGACACAAUUAAAGCUGAAUUCAACAAGUUCAAGCCACGAGUAGUUGAACGUGUAAAGAAGUUGAGAGACUAUGCAUUUGUUCAUUUCUAUAACCGAGAGGAUGCAGUAGCUGCCAUGUCCGUAAUGAAUGGAAAGUGCAUUGAUGGAGCUAGCAUUGAGGUAACACUGGCAAAGCCGGUUAACAAAGAAAGUACUUGGAAACAACAUCUUAAUGGUCAUGUAAGCCCCUGUUCUGAAAAUCUAGUGGGAUUUCCUAGCAAAGAAGAUGGUCAUCAAAAAUCUGUAGGGAAACCUGCAAGUCUUUCACUUAAUCUUAAUGGUCAGUACAGUCCAAGCUCUCCUGAACUUGAAUGGUAUCCAUACCCAUUUCUUCCGGGAGUAAAGCUUAUUCCAAUUAGCAUGUAUUCUCUGAAAUCCAGUUACUUCAGUUCUGCCGUGAUGCGUCUGGAUUAUUUUUGCUAUAAAAAUAACUGGUUACCACCAGAAUACUACCUGUAUUCAACCACAAGUCAGGAUGGGAAAAUACAUUUGGUGUGCAAGGUACUUAUUCCUAGUAUUGCAGAUGGUUCCCAGAGUUGCUUCAUGUCACACAAACUCUGUACAACAUUAGAAGACGCGAGGGAGUUGGCAGCACAGAUGGCGCUUCUCCAUCUAGCUUACAGACAGUGAACAUAAACUUUUAACUGAGCCUGUGUAGGAGAACUUGGAGAAAAGAAAGACAGCUGUACACCCAAUUUGGCUUGAAUUGCCCUGAAGAACAUAGUUGAGCCUUUGAAAAGUUUGGUAUUUGUUACUUUGAAUCUUGCCAUGAAAGGAAGAACGCCACACUAAUGCACGAUUACUGGAAAUUCAGAUUACAUGUUACUUGUUGAAGGAUUUUUCAAAAGCACACGUGUUUUAAAAUUUCAAUUUGGAAGAUUAGUGCAAUUCAAUGUUAAAUUGUUUUAGUUAGAUUAAGUUUGUUUUGAAGGUAAUUUGUUUAAAAGAUUUCAUUACCUGUAAUAGUUUAUACAACAAUAGCCUAUUUUUAGUGUUGAAAUAGUUCGGUAUGACUCCUGCCCCCUUGUAUUACGAGUUUUAUGCAGAGAAUUUUUUAAGAUUGUGCUGCACGUAAUCUUAAGUAAACAUUUAAAAUCCAACACUGGUGAUGCUGCCUUUUCAAACAUAAAAAUAAUUCCUGCUAUUUCUGUUAGUAGCUGCGAUAUGAAAUGUAAAUACUACACUCGCAUUUGUUUCUGUAACAACGCAAAAUUUUAUAGGAAGAACAAUUCCUACAAACAUUUCCUUUUAGAGAAAAUUCAUUCGUUUUGUUUCUUUUUCUUUGUUUUAAGAAUAAAAGUGAAUACAAGAGAAUAAAAUCUCCUUUUUAAACUUGAUAUAUGCUUUCAGCUCCUGAUCAAGAUUAAGAGUCUAAUAGCACGACGUGUACAAGUGAUGGUUGUAAGCUUUUUUUAACCUGAAAAGUUGGUUGGGGGAAAAAAAAGAUAGAAAACAAUGCAAUUGAGUGCUUUAAGUUGAAUAAUUUUUCUUAAUGCAGUCAAAUAUUACAGUUGGAUGUGUUUCAUCAUUAUAUUGCCUUUUUUGAUCCACCUAAAUGUUAUUUGUAUUUUAUAAUAGCUACAGUUGUUUUAAGUGUUGAAAAUUUUAAUGUGUAAUAUUGUGUUUGAUAUCUUCACUUGAAUAUUAAAUUUAUGCUGUUAGCA